Messenger RNA from Rotaria sp. Silwood2, 291 nucleotides. NCBI's taxonomy places the organism in Eukaryota, Metazoa, Rotifera, Eurotatoria, Philodinida, Philodinidae. The record is from the annotation of a GenBank genome assembly.
AUGAUUUGUCCGAAGUGUGGCAGAUUUUUAUUAGCACGCGAAGGCAUUCUUCAAGCUGGUCGUAAGUAUCAUCGACAUUGUUGGGCUUGUGCACAAUGCUCAUCACCAUUGACUUCGUGGAUUCGUCAACAACCCAUAACUAAUGAAUAUCUUUGUAAUACCUGUCAUAUUAAAACACAUGGAUUAAAAGAAGGUAUGAUUUUUGUUAACUGGAACAAACAACAAACAAAAUCAAUCAUGUCUUCGAACAUACAACCAUCAACGCUAAUUGACGAUAUUCUACUUAUUUAA